This is a messenger RNA of Bombyx mandarina (wild silkworm), 816 nucleotides long. It is a transcript of the gene GSTe6, whose product is annotated as glutathione S-transferase epsilon 6. The record is from RefSeq and is a predicted model, not a curated record. Gene Ontology annotation, molecular function: glutathione transferase activity. NCBI's taxonomy places the organism in Eukaryota, Metazoa, Arthropoda, Insecta, Lepidoptera, Bombycidae. Gene Ontology annotation, biological process: glutathione metabolic process.
GUUACAUAUUUAUGAAACUAAGAAUUCUAAUUUAGAAAAUAAUACACGUAGGCUAAUAAAACAGGAUAAACACAAAAUUUGAAAUAUAAAUUGAUAAAAUGACUCCGAUAUUAUACAAGACUGACGCCAGUCCGCCUGCUAGGGCUGUGAUGAUGAUUGUUGAUAUAUUGGGACUAAAAGUUGACGAGCAGGAACUGAAUCCAAUAUUACGCCAACAAGACACACCGGAAUUUAAAAAAAAAAAUCCAAUGAGAACUAUUCCUAUAUUAGAGGAAGGAGAUUUCUACCUCGCGGAUAGUCACGCCAUUAUGUUGUACUUGAUCGAUAAAUACGGUAAACCGGAACACGCUCAUCUCUAUCCGAGCGAGAAAAGGAAACGAGCUACAAUAAAUCAACGACUUUUCUUUGACUGCGGAGUGCUAUUCCCUAGAUUGAGGGCCGUUAUGGCACCAACGUACGCAGGAAAAUUAGCGGAAUUGAAUCGAAACAUGAUCAAGAACAUCGAGGAUGCUUAUUCAAUAAUGGAAUCCUAUCUAACAGAGAAUUUGUAUCUAGCUGAUGAAGUUGUCACUGUAGCGGACAUAAGCGCAAUAACGACUAUUUCGUCUUUGAACGGCUUGUACCCGGUAGAUGAGAAAAGAUAUCCAAAACUUAGCAAAUGGAUAAACAGAAUGAACGAUAAAGAAUAUUGUAGAAAGAUCAACACUCCCGGAAGCGAGCUACAUGUGGCCGGUUUGAUAGCCUUAAUGGACAAUACUAAACACAAUCAGCAAUCAAAACUUUAGCUGUUAGAAGAAAGACGACAAUAAGGAUACA